This is a messenger RNA of Durusdinium trenchii, 474 nucleotides long. Lineage: Eukaryota; Dinophyceae; Suessiales; Symbiodiniaceae. The record is from the annotation of a GenBank genome assembly.
AUGCCUUGCGCAUGCGAGCACGGCGUCUAUGCGAAAAAAAAGGCCUCUGGCAAGUGUGGGGUGCCAGAAAACAUCAACGCAGACUAUGUGAAUGGUGGAGAGUCCAGAGAAAUCCUUGAGAUGGCCUUGUUGCAAUGCUUGGCCGUUCAUGGAUGUGAUAGGACCAAGUACAAGAAGGGAGAGUUUGUCCGCAAGGUGACAGUGCUAAAGGAGAAGCUUGCUAGCAGGGAGCAAGAGGCUGAGAGGGUCAAGCCAGAUGAGAUUGCUGGUCAGCGACUUGCCGAUGGCUUGGUCAAGAUUCCCGAGCAAAAGCCUUCCCCUGAAGUUCUUGGUGCCAAGCCUGUGCCGGAGCUGGAGAAGUACAUGGAUUCCAUCACCGCCAAAACGGACAAGAUUGACACCAUGGUUGCAGCUCUGGAAAACACAAAGUUUCCAGAAUCAUCGGUGACAAAGGUGAAUGAGUUUAAAACUUAG